Molecule: messenger RNA, 645 nt
Organism: Pieris macdunnoughi
Lineage: Eukaryota; Metazoa; Arthropoda; Insecta; Lepidoptera; Pieridae
Source: the annotation of a GenBank genome assembly
AUGGAUGACGGUGAUGGAGAAUACGCUGCUAUAGAGACUAAAUAUCCAUUGUUAUCUUUUGAAAAACAAAUAUUUACUGAUACAUUUGAAAAGGAUGCUCUUUUGAUACUUGCUAAAGGACUUAAUUAUAAUAAUAUUAUAUCAAAUAUCCUUUGGGUUUAUAAAAACCCGGCCAACCUUGUUUUGGUCUUGAAUAGUAAUGAACAUGAAGAGAAGUACUUUUCUGAAAACUUUAAAAUAUCACCAUUACCUAAUACGGGAACAGAAAGAGAGAAAGCAUAUUUGGAAGGAGGCUUAUUCUUAGCAUCCACAAGGAUACUAGUAGUGGACUUACUAAAGAACCGUGUGCCUGUGAAACAUAUUACAGGAAUUAUUGUAUUACGAGCACACACAGUGCUUGAAUCCUGUCAAGAAGCAUUUGUUUUGAGGCUUUUUCGACAAAAUAAUAAGGCUGGUUUUAUAAAAGCAUUUUCAAAUUCACCAAUAUCAUUUACAUUUGGGUACAAUCAUGUAGAGAAGGUGAUGAGAGCCUUAUUUGUUACGGAAUUAUUCCUUUGGCCUAGGUGGAGGGUUUUCAACCGAGUUGCAGGUGCUCAUCGCUCUAAGGACCUGGAGUCGACAAGAGGUUCAAGACGAUGCUGCUGA